Messenger RNA from Myotis lucifugus (little brown bat), 1977 nucleotides. RefSeq names its product repulsive guidance molecule BMP co-receptor a (gene RGMA). Gene Ontology annotation, biological process: BMP signaling pathway. Gene Ontology annotation, cellular component: plasma membrane. Lineage: Eukaryota; Metazoa; Chordata; Mammalia; Chiroptera; Vespertilionidae. The record is from RefSeq and is a predicted model, not a curated record. The coding region runs from base 478 to 1719 and encodes 413 amino acids. Gene Ontology annotation, molecular function: coreceptor activity. The transcript is spliced from 3 exons.
UGUUGUUGUUGUUUUAUGUCCUUUCUCCUUGUUUCAAACUUUGAAGUGUCCCCCGUAGUCCGGGGAAAGCUGGUGGGUCGGUUAUGUAAUCCGCCACCCCCAAAUUCCAUCACUUCUGUUUUCCAAGAAGCCCAUUUCUUCUUGGCUCCCAGGCCCGUAACUCAAACCUGGCCGAUGGAACAGAUAGCCGCCGCACUGUCACGCCAACUGGCUAAUGUUUCUUCUAAUUUGAGGCCUUAACAGCUGCAUUUAGUCAAAAUUGCCCACCUUCCUGAAACCUGAGCUUUCAAGAGCCCCAAACUCAAUAGGCCGGGGAGAGAGGGGUGGGGGGGUUCCGAAAAGUUGUGUGCUCCAGAAACCUGGGUCAAAAGACAGUUUCUCAAGGAAGAGACGGAAUGAGCCAUGUCCACAGCAGAGAUGGCCUGUCUCGGGCCGUGAUGCGCUGGCAGAGGGGCUGCAGGCCUGAGGGAGAGCAGGAUGGAGGACAGAGGGGCCAAGAAAGCUCCGGCAAAGGCCGCCUCCCCGUGCAAGAUCCUCAAGUGCAACUCUGAGUUCUGGAGCGCCACGGCGGGCGGCCACUCCCCGGCCUCGGACGACGCGCCCGAGUUCUGCGCGGCCCUGCGCACCUACGCCCUGUGCACGCGGCGCACGGCGCGCACCUGCCGGGGCGACCUGGCCUACCACUCGGCGGUCCAUGGCAUCGAGGACCUCAUGAGCCAGCACAACUGCUCCAAGGAUGGCCCCACCUCGCAGCCGCGCCUGCGCACGCUGCCGCCGCCCGGGGACAGCCAGGAGCGCUCCGACAGCCCCGAGAUCUGCCACUACGAGCGCAGCUUCCACAAGCACGCGGCCGCCCCCAACUACACGCACUGCGGCCUCUUCGGGGACCCGCACCUCAGGACCUUCACGGACCGCUUCCAGACCUGCAAGGUGCAGGGGGCCUGGCCGCUCAUCGACAAUAACUACCUGAACGUCCAGGUCACCAACACGCCCGUGCUCCCCGGCUCGGCCGCCACGGCCACCAGCAAGCUCACCAUCAUCUUCAAGAACUUCCAGGAGUGCGUGGACCAGAAGGUGUACCAGGCCGAGAUGGACGAGCUGCCGGCCGCCUUCGCCGACGGCUCCAAGAACGGCGGGGACAAGCACGGGGCCAACAGCCUGCGGAUCACGGAGAAGGUGUCGGGCCAGCACGUGGAGAUCCACGCCAAGUACAUCGGCACCACCAUCGUGGUGCGCCAGGUGGGCCGCUACCUGACCUUCGCCGUCCGCAUGCCGGAGGAGGUGGUGCACGCCGUCGAGGACCGCGACAGCCAGGGCCUCUACCUCUGCCUGCGGGGCUGCCCCCUCAACCAGCAGAUCGACUUCCAGGCCGCCCGCGCCCCCGAGGGCCCGGCGCCCGCCGCCCCCGACACCUUCCCCUACGAGACGGCCGUGGCCAAGUGCAAGGAGCGGCUGCCCGUGGAGGACCUGUACUACCAGGCCUGCGUCUUCGACCUGCUCACCACGGGGGACGUGAACUUCACGCUGGCCGCCUACUACGCCCUGGAGGACGUCAAGAUGCUCCACUCGGACAAAGACAAGCUGCACCUGUACGAGAGGACGCGGGAGCCCCCCGGCCGGGCAGCUGCCGCGGGGCUGGCCCCGGCCCCCCGGCUCCUCCUGGGCGGCCUCCUGCUCCUCGCCCUGCUCCCCGUGUUCCCAGAGGCCCUGGCCGCAUAGGAUGGAGAGCGAGGCGACUGCAGAAGGGCCGGGCUUCCCGGCGGCCCCGGCCUCGGAGGGGCCAGAAGCGAGGCAGCGCUGGCUGGUGAGCUUGGGGCGGUUCCCUCGGCGCUGACUCGGCUGCUGCUGCUGCCAGGGCUGGGGCUGGGGCGGCCCCUCGCCCUCCCCGGGGGCCCCCGACAGGCUGUGGUGACCCACUGGUGCUGUGCCCGCUGCGACGGUGCAGCUGAGUGACGGGAGAGCCGCCCCCACCGCCCC